Aspergillus glaucus CBS 516.65 is the source of this 579-nucleotide messenger RNA. RefSeq names its product putative RNA binding protein Tma22 (gene tma22). The coding region runs from base 1 to 579 and encodes 192 amino acids. The record is from RefSeq and is a predicted model, not a curated record. Gene Ontology annotation, molecular function: mRNA binding; translation initiation factor activity. Gene Ontology annotation, biological process: formation of translation preinitiation complex; translation reinitiation. The transcript has 4 exons. Lineage: Eukaryota; Fungi; Ascomycota; Eurotiomycetes; Eurotiales; Aspergillaceae.
AUGGCGGAAGUCGCAGAGUCCGGCCCUAUUGAACCCCAGGCCAAGCACGUCGUGUAUUGCGGAGUUUGCACACUACCUUCAGAGUACUGCGAGUUCGGCGGGACAGCUAAAAAAUGCGAAGAAUGGCUGAAGGACAGUUACCCGGACCUGCAUGAACAAUUAUACUCAGAGGAAGCCGUCAGCGCCAACCUAUCGAAUCUUUCAUUGUCCGUUCGUGAGCGCGCAGCCAAGGAUGCUGCGAAGAAGGAGGCCAAGGCCGCCGCAGCCGAAACACGCGAUGCCGAGCGGAAAGCCGCCUCAAAAGUCCAGAUCAAGCGCAUUGAGCGUAACAAGCGCAAGCACGUCACCGUCAUCACAGGGUUGGAGGUACAUGGGUUGGAGAACAAGAAGGUCGCCAAGGAACUCGGUAAGAAGUUUGCUACCGGUUCUUCAGUGACGAAAUCCGCCGCUGGUGUCGAAGAGAUUACGGUCCAGGGUGACGUGAGCGACGAUGUGCAAGAGUGGCUGGUGGAGGUGAAGGGAAUUCCUGAAGCGAACACUGAGUUGGUCGAGGAUAAGAAGAAGAAGAGCAGCACUUGA